Ipomoea triloba (trilobed morning glory) is the source of this 2676-nucleotide messenger RNA. Its product is annotated as E3 ubiquitin-protein ligase ORTHRUS 2-like. The transcript has 9 exons. The record is from RefSeq and is a predicted model, not a curated record. Gene Ontology annotation, molecular function: metal ion binding; ubiquitin protein ligase activity. NCBI's taxonomy places the organism in Eukaryota, Viridiplantae, Streptophyta, Magnoliopsida, Solanales, Convolvulaceae. Gene Ontology annotation, biological process: protein ubiquitination; negative regulation of gene expression via chromosomal CpG island methylation. Bases 156 to 2435 code for a protein of 759 amino acids.
UAAAAUACAUACAUACGCCUUUGGUUUCUCUCUCUAGGAUUAUCACCGGCCAAUCCACAGCUCCGCUCCUUCAUUUCUCAUCGGCUCCAUUUUUUUUGUUUGCUUUUCGGCUCGUACUGUUGGGCGCACUAUCGGAACUUUCUAGAACUGCUGCGAUGGCGCACGUUAGCCAGCUGCCGGUCGACGGCGACGGCGUCUGCAUGCUCUGCAAGGGGAAGCCGGCGAAGGAGGAGACGCUAACGUGCACCACCUGCGUCACUCCCUGGCACGUGGCUUGCCUCGCUGUGUUGCCGGAGAGUCUGGCCUCCUGUGAUAGCUUCGAGUGCCCCGACUGCGCCGGGACCGGGAUCACCGGAGCUCCGGCCCCCGUUUCUGCCGAGAGUGGUGACCUCGUGGCGAAGAUUCGGUCGAUCGAGGCCGAUGAGUCGUUGACGGAGAAGGAGAAGGCGAGGAGACGACAAGAGCUGCUUAGCGGGAAAGCUGAUCAGAAGGAGAAGGAAAAGGAAGAGGAAGGGGGAUUCGAUGUGUUAUCCGUGCUUGGAGAGAGCAUCAAAUGCUCGUUCUGUAUGCAGCUUCCGGAUAGGCCUGUUACGACACCUUGUGGGCACAAUUUCUGUCUGAAGUGCUUCCAGAAAUGGAUUGGCCAAGGCAAGAGAACUUGUGCAAAAUGCCGCCGCAAAUUUCCUCCAGAGAUGGUGAAUCAGCCACGCAUCAACUCAACCCUUGUAGCUGCCAUUAGGAUGGCCAAGGUAUCACGAACUAUUGCCACUGGAGUGCCUCAGUCAGUCUACCACUAUAUAUGUAAUCAAGAUCGCCCAGAUAAUCCAUUUACCACAGAUAGGGCAAAGAAAAAUGGGAUGGCAAAUGCUAGCAGUGGGAGGACAUUUGUUACUGUUCCUAAGGAUCAUUUUGGGCCUAUUCCAGCAGAGAAUGACCCAGAAAGAAAUCAAGGUGUGUUAGUUGGAGAGUCUUGGAAGUUUCGUGUGGAAUGCUGCCAGUGGGGUAUUCAUCGUCCCCCUGUUGCUGGAAUUGCUGGGCAAUCAAAGUAUGGUGCUCAAUCAGUUGUACUAUCUGGAGGCUAUGAGGACGAUGAAGACCAUGGGGAAUGGUUCUUGUACACGGGAAGUGGAGGGAGAGAUCUAAGUGGCAAUAAGCGAACCAACAAGAAUCAAUCAUUUGAUCAGACAUUUGAUAACAAUAAUCAAGCUUUGCUAGUGAGCUGUGAGAAAGGCUAUCCAGUCCGAGUUGUGAGAUCUGAGAAAGAGAAGCGAUCUUCCUAUGCCCCAGAGAAAUAUUUGCGCUAUGAUGGGGUCUACAGGAUUGAGAAGUGCUGGAGAAAAAUUGGAAAGCAGGGGUUUAAGAUGUGCAGGUACUUGUUUGUCAGAUGUGAUAAUGAACCGGCACCAUGGACAAGUGAUGAACAUGGAGACCGCACAAGGCCUCUUCCAGACAUUCCUGAGCUUAAAAAGGCACUUGAUGUUUUUGAGAGGACAGAAAGUCCAUCAUGGGACUAUGAUGAGGCGGAAGGACGCUGGAGAUGGAAGAAGCCACCACCUCCUAGCAAACAGAAACAAGUAGUUGAAGGAAAUCCUGAGGACAGAAAAAGGGCAAGGAAGGCAAUAAAGAGAGCUCAGCAUUUAUCUCUCAAAGAGAGACUUUUGAAAGGAUUCAGCUGCCUUCUUUGUGGCAAUGUCUUGAAUGUACCCCUCACAACACCUUGUGCUCAUAACUUCUGCAAGGCUUGCCUAGAUGGGGCAUUUGAAGGCCAAAAGUUCACAAGAGAGAGGGGAUGCCAGAAUGGAAGGAAACUUCGCUCCCAAAAGAAUAUCAUGAAAUGUCCUGUAUGCUCAGUGGACAUAUCUGAGUUUCUACAGAAUCCUCAGGUUAAUAGAGAACUAAUGGAUGCCAUUGAGAAACUUCAAAGUACUGCUAAUCAGGAAGACAAUGACACAGAGUGUUCUUCUGAUGAGGAAGCUAAUGCGACUGAGAUGGGCCCCACCAAAACUUCGCCCGAGAGUUCAGGCAUAGAAAUGCCAACUGCUGGCGCUGAAGACAUGCAUGCAAAUGCUUCAGAAGAGAACAGCAAGAAUGCAACUGAGGAGAAGCCAGAGAAAACAAACAAGAGGAGAAAAACCGAGGCUGGGGAAAGCUCAAACAGUGUUGAUAAUGAUGUUGCAGAUAAGGUAAAUUCCAACGAGUCUUGUAAUGGCAACAACCUGAAAGUUGCAGAAGACAACGGGCAUGGGAAUGGUGAUAACUUGCAAGCUGCCAGUGAAGGAAGCGGAAAGCCUUGUAAUGGCAACAACCUGCAAGUUGAAGAAGAAAACGGGCAUGGAAAUGGUGCUAACUUGCAAGUCGCCAGUGAAGGAAAUGAAAAGCCAAAAGCUGGUCGGAGAGGACGACCAAAAGGUAGUACUAAUAAGAAGUCUCACUAAUGAAAUAGAGCGUAGGCCAUUGCCUAAUUGGUGCUAAUGUUCUUGUUUAGCCUUUUGUUUUGGCUCUCUAAUUACAUUUACUAGCCAGGUAGCCCCCAUACUAACCAAGCAUGGUUUUUUGUUUUUUUUUUUGGUUAGAAACAUGAGGCUACUGACUAUGGUUGCUUCUGCAUCCAAUUUUGAUCUAUUUUGGAUGCAAAUUUGAAGAUUUAAGAAAUGGGUGAUUUUGCUUUUAAAAAAA